Molecule: messenger RNA, 2121 nt
Organism: Cordyceps fumosorosea ARSEF 2679
Lineage: Eukaryota; Fungi; Ascomycota; Sordariomycetes; Hypocreales; Cordycipitaceae
Product: Transcription factor
Exons: 3
Coding region: 1-2121 (706 amino acids)
Biological process (GO): DNA-templated transcription; positive regulation of transcription from RNA polymerase II promoter by galactose
Cellular component (GO): nucleus
Molecular function (GO): DNA-binding transcription factor activity, RNA polymerase II-specific; RNA polymerase II cis-regulatory region sequence-specific DNA binding; zinc ion binding
Source: RefSeq, a predicted model, not a curated record
AUGACCGCUUACCCCUCCCUCCUCGCUGUAGACUCUACGACGAACAUCAUUGUUCAAAAGGACUAUGUCUCGGGCCUGGAGCAACGUUUGAAGAAGGUAGAGCAUAUCUUGCAAAGGCACGAUGACCUGCUGACGGGGCACUUGUCCGCAUGCGCCCCAGCCGGAGACCCCUAUGAGGAGCUUCCGGGGAGUACUUUGCCGUUGAGGGAUGGGCCUGCGAAUGAUGGCAUCGAGAUUGACGCUUCCGUGAUUGACUCGGGAGAAUCGGAAAGCGAGGCAGAGGCCAGGACGGACGGGCUCGCCAUCACAUUCGUCGACGAGCGCGCGGCGGCUUAUUUCGGAGAGUCGUCCAACAUCGGCUUCGUCCGCUACCUCCUCGCAUCCGUGUCGUCCAUCUGGGGCGUCAAGAAACCGGAGGGACCCCAGCUGAGCAAAGGCGACAACGCCGACGGCAAGCGCGGGACGAUACUAUCGUCGGAGCACUCUCCGCUCGGCGCACUGCCGACGACGCCGCAGUCGCUGGCAACGUCAUCACGCUUGCCGCCGGUGGGCGACAUGGAGGUCAUGAUCAACCGCUACUUCAACACCAUGGGCCUCCUGUUCCCCUUCCUGCACGAGGCGACCUUUCGCUACACGUACGACGCCUUCAAGGCGAGCGGCUUCAACAAGGUCCGGCAGACCUGGCUCGGCGAGCUCAACCUCAUCUUCGCCAUCGCGAGCAACAUCAACCGCAAGCAGGGCAAGACGUCCAAGCAGUGCUUCCAGGAAUCGCUCGUCUACUACCGGCGCGCCAUGUCGCUGUGCGGCGCCUCGUCGCUGCGCACCGUCAGCCUCGACAUCGUCCAGUUCCUGCUGCUGCAGGCGCUCUACCUCCAAGGCACGCCCCAAGCCGGCGAGGCCUGGAGCGUGCACGGCCUGCUGGUCCGGAGCGCGGUGGCGCUCGGCCUGCACAGCGACAAGGUUGGGCGGCAGCUGGACGGGAACGUGCAGGAGAUGCGCAACCGUACCUGGCACACCAUCUACUGCCUCGACACGGUGCUGAGCGCCACGUUCGGCCGGCCCUGCGCGAUCCCCCCGGCGCACAUGACCGUACGCCUGCCGCAGCCGUGGCGCAUCCCGGAAGGCGGCGUUGCGCAGCAGCACGGCGGCGGUACCGCGCCGGAGGUGGCGCAGGUGGCGACCGACUUCCUGUCCAUCUCGGUGCAGCUCUACCAGAUCAUGGGCCUCUCGAUCGAGGCCCAGUACGGCGGCAACAUCGGCGCGGACCAGGGCGAGGACGAGGUGUCGAUGCUCCAGACGGCGAGCACGCUGCGGCAGAAGCUGCGGAGGUGGGCGGAUACGCUGCCGGCGGCGUUCGCGCUGCUGCCGAGUAGCUCGCCGGAGCUGAAGCACAGCUCGCGGAUGAACAAGCUGCGGGCCAUCACGACGGUGAGGUACCACAGCGUAUCCAUCCUCAUCCACAGACCGCUGCUGUGCGUGACUCUCAGGUACCUGUCCAAGAUCAACGGGAGGCACGACGUGGAGCUUCCGUACACGACGCAGCUCGCCAUGGCCGAGGCGUUUGAGUGCAUCUCCUCUGCCGAGGAGACUAUCGGGAUGGCGGCCUCGGUCUUUGGCGGCGGUCCGGUGGAGGACAGCAACCUCGGUGUGUGGUUCUUUACCCUUUACUACGGUGAGUGGCAUUUCGUCCGUCUUUGCUCUGAGGGCCGAGUCCAGUCGGCUAACUCUUUUGGCGUUGCAGUGUUUACGGCAGCGCUUAUGGUGUGUGGCGGCAUGCUUUGCGCACGACACAGUCAUCGCAUGAAUGCCCAAACUGUGGUGGCUGAAGGCCGCCUCAACCUUGUCAGAGCGGCCGACGCGCUCGAAAAUCUGGAUAAUAGCAAUCCUCUUGUAAAGCGGUGCGUCAAGUAUAUCCGAUACUUGUCUCAACUACAAGACUACCGGUCUGAUUCCGAUAUCUCCGACCUCCCUCCCGAGGAGUCGAAUCCCUUUAGCCAGCCAGAUGGAGACUAUUUCAUGGGCAUGGCGGAUCUGUUGGACGAUCAAAGUGGCCUUGGUCCUUAUUUGGCUGCAGAGCUAUUUGACGCCUCGACUUUCGAUUCACUAACAUUGCCACUAUAA